UACUCGAAUACAUUGCCGUAAACACAACAAAAUGGUUUAGCUUGUAAAAGUAGUGGUUUUAAAAUGAAGGUGAAAGGUAAUAUUUGCCACUUAGUUGUGGUGUGAUAUGACAAUAUUUCCCAGAGAAAAACAGUGCCGCCUCGCGGGAAGAAGCGGCAGCGGUGGAGCAGCAGCGGGAGCUCAGAGCAACGCCUGUCCGCCUGCCUGCUCGCCUCCUCGGCGGCCGAGCUGUCACGAACACAGGCUGGGUCCAUUUCGCUGGGUCUCACUAUCGGCCAACCGAAGGAGAGGAGAAGAAGGAGAAAGAAGCCGCCGUCAUGUUGUCGUAACUCGCAUUCGAAGAGCUGAACAUCGUACAUCGCCACCGGGGUGUCCCUUGGGUGUGUGUCCAACAUGUCGGAUAAAAUGUCCAGCUUCCUGCACAUCGGGGACAUCUGCUCUCUGUACGCGGAGGGAUCUACCAAUGGGUUCAUCAGUACCCUGGGCUUGGUGGAUGACCGCUGUGUAGUUCAGCCUGACGCGGGUGACCUCAGCAACCCUCCAAAGAAGUUCAGAGACUGCCUGUUCCGACUGUGUCCGAUGAACCGCUACUCAGCCCAGAAGCAGUUCUGGAAAGCAGCGAAACCUGGAGGCAACACGGAUGCAGUGCUCCUUAACAAGCUCCAUCAUGCAGCUGACCUGGAGAAGAAGCAAAACGACUCAGAAAACAAAAAGCUACUUGGAACAGUGAUUCAGUAUGGGAAUGUUAUUCAGCUUCUCCACCUGAAGAGCAACAAAUACCUGACAGUAAACAAGCGAUUGCCAGCCCUCUUGGAGAAGAACGCCAUGAGGGUGAUGCUGGACACUGCCGGGAAUGAGGGAUCUUGGUUCUACAUCCAGCCCUUCUACAAGCUGCGAUCCAUCGGGGACAGUGUGGUCAUUGGCGACAAAGUGGUCUUGAACCCGGUGAACGCAGGCCAACCACUCCACGCCAGCACACACCAGCUCGUGGACAACCCAGGAUGCAACGAGGUGAAUUCAGUCAACUGCAACACAAGCUGGAAGAUUGUCUUGUUCAUGAAAUGGAGCGACAAUCAGGAGAUUGUCUUAAAAGGGGGCGAUGUGGUACGCUUGUUUCACGCAGAGCAGGAAAAAUUCCUCACAUGUGACGAUCACAGAAAAAAACAAUAUGUGUUUCUUCGCACAACUGGACGGCAGUCGGCUACCUCAGCAACCAGCAGCAAAGCCCUAUGGGAGAUCGAGGUUGUGCAGCACGAUCCGUGUCGAGGGGGUGCAGGCUAUUGGAACAGUCUGUUCAGGUUCAAACACCUGGCUACUGGACACUACCUGGCUGCAGAGGUGAAUCCAGAGUAUGAAGAGGAGAGUCUGGAGUCACGCCCCCCACUGGACUUGGAACAAGAGGCCUUGCGUGUCCGUUUGAGAAAUGUACAAGAUAAAGUCAUGUACACCCUCGUCUCUGUUCCGGAUGGAAAUGACAUCUCUUCCAUAUUUGAGCUAGACCCGACCACGCUAAGAGGCGGAGACUCACUAGUACCCAGGAACUCGUACGUGCGCCUUAGACACCUGUGCACCAACACAUGGGUUCACAGCACCAACCAACCUAUUGACAAAGAGGAGGAAAAGCCUGUCAUGCUUCGUAUUGGCACAUCUGCACUGAAAGAGGACAAAGAGGCGUUUGCAAUUGUGCCCGUCUCCCCGGCUGAAGUACGAGACCUCGACUUUGCCAAUGACGCGAGUAAAGUGCUGGCCUCUAUUGCUGGAAAGCUUGAAAAAGGCACCAUCACACAGAACGAGAGAAGAGCAGUUACAAAGCUUCUGGAAGAUCUGGUGUUCUUUGUUGUUGAUAUUCCCAACAAUGGACAGGAUGUGCUCGAGAUCACAGUCAACAAACCAAACAGGGAAAGGCAGAAACUAAUGAGGGAACAGAACAUUCUAAAGCAGAUCUUCAAGCUACUUCAGGCGCCCUUCACGGACAGUGGUGACGGUCCGAUGCUGCGACUAGAGGAGCUGGCUGAUCAGCGCCAUGCCCCGUUCAGACACAUCUGCCGACUGUGUUACCGGGUUUUGCGUCACUCCCAACAGGACUACCGCAAGAAUCAGGAGUACAUUGCCAAGCAGUUUCGCUUCAUGCAGAAACAAAUCGGCUACGAUGUUCUGGCAGAAGACACCAUCACUGCUCUGCUCCAUAACAAUCGCAAGUUGUUGGAGAAGCACAUUACUGCAGCAGAGAUUGACACAUUUGUCAGCCUGGUCCGCAAGAACCGUGAACCCAGGUUCUUGGAUUACUUAUCAGACUUGUGUGUCUCCAUGAACAAGUCCAUCCCUGUGACACAGGAGCUAAUCUGCAACGCUGUUCUGGAUCAGGCGAAUGCUGACAUCCUAAUUGAAACUAAACUGGUGCUGUCGAGAUUUGAGAUUGAAGGAGCAUCGCUUGGGGAUAACUCUGAGGAGUCGGAGGAAGAUGAGGAGGAGGUGUGGUUGUUCUGGAAGGACAGCAACAAAGAGAUUCGCAGCAAAAGCAUCAGGGAGUUAGCACAGGAUGCCAAGGAGGGCCAAAAGGAGGACCAGGAGGUGAUCAGUUACUAUAGGUACCAGCUGAACUUAUUUGCGAGGAUGUGUUUGGACCGGCAGUAUCUGGCAAUCAACAAGAUCUCUGGCCAGCUGGAUGUGGACUUGAUCUUGCGAUGCAUGUCGGAUGAAGACCUACCAUACGAUCUGCGGGCCUCGUUUUGUCGCAUGAUGCUGCACAUGCACGUGGACCGCGACCCCCAGGAACAAGUUACACCUGUCAAAUAUGCCAGACUCUGGUCGGAGAUUCCCUCGGAAAUUGCUAUUGAUGAUUAUGACAACGAUGGAACAUCUAAGGAUGAAAUUAAGGAGCGCUUCUCACAAACUAUGGAGUUUGUAGAGAACUACCUCAGAGAUGUGGUUUGUCAGAGCUUUCCAUUUGCAGACAAAGAGAAGAAUAAGCUCACAUUUGAGGUGGUAAAUCUGUCCAGGAAUCUGAUUUAUUUUGGAUUUUACAACUUCAGCGACUUACUGAGACUCACAAAGAUCCUACUGGCUAUUUUAGACUGUGUCCACGUGAGCACAAUUUUCCCUUUCAACAAGCUGGACAAGGGAAAUGAGAGCAAAGACAAUAACGUGAUGAGGUCCAUUCAUGGCGUUGGGGAGCUGAUGUCACAGGUGGUCCUUAGAGGUGGCGGCUUCCUGCCCACUACAUCAAACAUCAUCUCCAAUGGAAACGCAGUCAAGUCUCAAACUGAACCAGAGAAACAGGACAUAAUGGUCAUGGACACCAAACUGAAGAUAAUUGAGAUCCUACAGUUCAUCUUAAACGUGCGCCUGGACUACAGGAUCUCCUGUCUGCUGUCUAUCUUCAAAAGAGAGUUUGAUGAAAGCAACUCCCAAAGUGAUUUAUCUGUAGCUGGGACAGUAGAAGGCCCAAACAAUAUGCCAGGAGCUUUGGAUUUUGAGCACAUAGAAGAACAAGCAGAGGGAAUAUUUGGUGGAAGUGAAGAGAACACUCCCUUAGACCUGGAUGAUCAUGGAGGUCGGACGUUCCUCAGGGUCCUUCUCCACUUGACAAUGCACGACUAUCCCCCUCUGGUGUCCAGGGCCCUCCACCUUCUGUUCCGCCACUUCAGUCAAAGGCAGGAAGUUCUGCAAGCUUUUAAACAGGUCCAGUUGCUCGUCACCAGCCAAGACGUGGAGAAUUACAAACAAAUAAAGUUCGACCUAGACCAGCUGCGCUCCAUUGUGGAGAAGUCUGAGCUAUGGGUUUACAAGAGGCAGGGUCCGGAUGAGGGCUUGGAUGCAGGAGAAGGUCUUUCGCCUGAGUCGGAGAGUAAAAAGGGGGAAUCUGGAGGAGCCGAAAAGCCGAAGAAACCAGAGAGUACCAGCAGUUACAACUACAGGGUGGUGAAAGAGAUCCUCCUGCGUCUCUGCAGACUUUGUGUCCAGGAGGGUCAGUCAGGUAGGAAGAGCAAGAAGCAGCAGCAGAGGUUACUGCGGAACAUGGGGGCUCACGCUGUCGUUCUAGAGCUCCUGCAGAUUCCAUAUGAGAAGGGUGAAGAUUUACGCAUGCAGAAUAUCAUGAAGUUAGCACAUCAGUUCCUACAGAACUUCUGCGCAGGCAACCAGCAGAACCAAGCCCUGCUUCACAAGCAUAUUAAUCUGUUCCUCAACCCCGGGAUUUUGGAAGCCAUCACCAUGCAGCAUAUCUUCAUGAACAACUUCCAGCUGUGCAGCGAGAUCAAUGAGCGUGUGGUUCAGCACUUUGUCCACUGCAUUGAGACACAUGGCCGCAACGUCCAGUACCUCAAGUUUCUGCAAACCAUCGUCAAGGCAGAGAAUAAGUUCAUCAAAAAGUGCCAGGAUAUUGUCAUGGCCGAGCUGGUGAAUGCGGGCGAAGACGUUUUGGUUUUCUAUAACGACCGCGCCUCCUUCCAAACACUGGUACAGAUGAUGCGAUCAGAGCGGGAUCGCAUGGACGAGAACAGUCCGCUGAUGUACCACAUUCACCUGGUUGAGCUUUUGGCCGUCUGCACGGAGGGCAAGAACGUCUACACAGAAAUCAAAUGUAACUCGCUGCUACCGCUGGAUGACAUUGUGCGAGUGGUCACCAAUGAAGACUGCAUCCCAGAGGUCAAGAUUGCUUAUAUCAACUUCCUCAAUCACUGCUAUGUGGACACUGAGGUUGAAAUGAAGGAGAUCUACACCUCCAACCACAUGUGGAAACUCUUUGAGAACUUCCUUGUUGACAUUUGCAGAGUCUGCAACAAUACGAGCGAUCGCAAACACGCCGACACCAUCCUGGAGCGCUACGUGACUGAGACGGUCAUGAGCAUUGUGACCACGUUUUUCAGCUCACCUUUUUCUGACCAGAGCACGAGCUUGCAGGCUACUCUGUUGGGGAAGCUAUUCCAGACCAGACAGCCAGUGUUUGUGCAGCUGUUGCAGGCGGUGUUCAGGGUCUACCACUGCAACUGGCUAUUCCCUGUCCAGAAAGGCUGUGUGGAGAACUGUAUCAAAGUCCUGUCCGAUGUUGCCAAAGGGAGGGCCAUAGCCAUCCCUGUGGACCUUGACAACCAGGUGAACAACCUGUUUGUGAAAUCAAACAAUAUUGUUCAGAAGACAGCAAUGAGCUGGAGACUUUCUGCUCGCAAUGCUGCCCGUAGGGACUCCGUGGUGACGGCGUCACGAGACUACAGAAACAUCAUUGAACGUCUGCAGGACAUUGUGUCAGCGCUGGAGGACCGCCUGCGUCCUUUGGUCCAAGCUGAAUUGUCUGUCCUUGUGGAUGUGUUGCAUCGACCUGAACUACUAUUCCCAGAAAACACAGACUCGCGCAAGAAAUGCGAGAGCGGAGGCUUCAUAUGCAAACUGAUCAAACACACCAAGCAGCUGCUGGAGGAAAAUGAGGAGAGAUUGUGCAUCAAAGUUCUGCAAACACUUCGAGAGAUGAUGACUAAAGACCGUGGUUAUGGAGAGAAGCUCAGGGCCUUUGAUGAUGAGAUGGAUAUGACAAAGCUGGAUCAGAACGAGCCUGAGAAGCUGUUGGAGGACCAGAAAAGGGGCGAGGCACUGAGGCAGAUUCUGGUGAACCGUUACUAUGGCAACUUCCAUCGGAGUGGUGGGCGGAGGGACAGCUUGACGUCAUUCAGCAGUGGCCCCCUCAGCCCCGUUGGACCAAGCAAAAACCAGUCAGUGUUGGGAUCCCCCGGAGGCCUGAGUCGUGGUGAAAUGAGCCUGGCGGAAGUGCAGUGUCACCUGGACAAAGAAGGAGCGUCUGACCUGGUGAUUGACCUCAUCAUGAACACCACCAGUGACCGAGUCUUCCAAGAAAGCAUCCUCCUGGCCAUUGCUCUGCUCGAGGGCGGAAACACCACCAUCCAGCGUUCGUUCUUUUGCCGACUGACAGAAGACAAAAAGUCUGAAAAGUUCUUCCGAGUUUUCUACGACCGCAUGAAGCUGGCCCAGUUGGAAAUCAAAGCUACAGUGACGGUAAAUACCAGCGACCUUGGGAACCGAAAGAGAGAUUAUGACAGCCAGGACAAAGAUACCCCUGUCCACAAAAAAGCAAGAGAAUCAGCGGUCGUCAUGACAGAGGAAGUGCGAGAGCAACUCGUGGAGGCCUCGUCUGUUACCAAGAAGGCUUUUAACUCUUAUCGGCGUGAAGCUGACCCAGAGGACCACUUCACCACAGCAGAUGGCCAGCCAAGCGCCGGGGACAAGAAUCAGGACGAUGGAGAGAUGAGCUACGUCAUCAUUAUCAUGCAGCCCAUCCUUCGCUUCCUGCAGCUACUCUGCGAGAAUCACAACCGUGACUUGCAGAACUUUCUUCGUUGUCAAAACCACAAGAACAACUACAACCUGGUGUGUGAGACUCUUCAGUUCCUGGACUGCAUCUGCGGCAGCACCACAGGAGGUCUGGGCUUGUUGGGACUGUACAUCAACGAGAAGAAUGUUGCCCUCAUCAACCAAACUCUAGAGAGCCUCACUGAGUACUGCCAAGGCCCCUGCCAUGAAAACCAGAAUUGUAUUGCCACUCACGAGUCCAAUGGAAUCGAUAUCAUCAUUGCUCUGAUCCUGAAUGACAUCAACCCGCUUGGAAAGAAGCGGAUGGAUCUUGUGUUGGAGCUCAAGAACAACGCGUCCAAGUUGCUGCUUGCCAUCAUGGAAAGCCGUCAUGACAGCGAGAAUGCUGAAAGGAUCUUGUACAAUAUGAGGCCGAAAGAACUGGUGGAGGUGAUUAAAAAGGCAUAUCUGCAGGGAGAGGUGGAGUUUGAGGACACAAAAGAGGAGGAGGAUAAUGGGGAUGAGGAUGAGGAACAUGAUGCCGCGUCGCCCAGAAAUGUUGGGCACAACAUUUAUAUCCUAGCUCACCAGUUGGCCCGUCACAAUAAAGAACUAUCUAUGAUGUUAAAGCCAGUAGGAGCCAGUGGAGACGGAGAUGAAGCCUUGGAGUUUUAUGCCAAUCACACAGCUCAGAUAGAGGUCAUAAACAACAUUCUUACUACCAGCACAGGCCCUAACAACCAACUACGACAAAGGCAUGUAGAGCUAUCAAUGGUGACUGUGAAUCCCUGUGUCCAGAUUGUGCGCCAGGACCGCACCAUGGAAGAGAUUGUUUUCCCGGUGCCGAAUAUUUGUGAGUUCCUGACCUCGGAGUCCAAGCUUCGAGUUUACUACACCACUGAGAGAGACGAGCAGGGCAGCAAGAUCAAUGACUUCUUCCUACGAUCAGAGGACCUCUUCAAUGAGAUGAACUGGCAGAAGAAGCUGAGAGCCCAGCCGGUAUUGUUCUGGUGUUCCAGAAACAUAUCCGUGUGGAGCAACGUUUCCUUCAAUCUGGCCGUGCUCAUGAACCUGCUCGUCUGCUUCUUCUACCCGUUGGAGGGGAUACACGGAGGUAUGUUGGAUUCCCACCUGUCUGCUCUGCUUUGGAUGGCAGUCCUGGCAACACUCAUUAUCGUGAUCAUCAUGCCCCAACCGCUGGGUGUCCGAGCCCUCGUGAUCGUCACUAUCCUCCGUCUCAUCUUCUCAGUUGGCCUGGAGCCCACCCUCUUCCUUCUGGGCGCCUUCAAUGUGUGCAAUAAAAUGAUCUUCCUAAUAAGUUUUCUGGGAAACCGCGGCACUUUCAGUCGCGGCUACAAAGCCAUGGUGAUGGACUUUGAGUUCCUCUACCACUUCACCUACCUGCUCAUCUGCAGUAUGGGGGUGUUUGUCCACGUCUUCUUCUACAGUCUGUUGCUGUUUGACUUGGUGUACCGAGAAGAGACUUUGCUGAACGUCAUCAAAAGCGUGACUCGCAACGGCCGCUCCAUCGUGCUGACCGCCGUGCUUGCGCUCAUCCUGGUCUACUUGUUCUCCAUCGUUGGCUAUAUUUUCUUCAAAGAUGACUUCAUCCUGGAAGUAGACCGCAUCCCCAACGCAACUUUGAAAAACGGAGGCAGUAUAGUCAGCGAGUUUUUACCUACAAGAAUGUGUCAGGCUGGAGUCGAUGAAAACUGCACUGCAGCGAGCAUGCAUGAAGGUGUGAACAGUAACGAUGCUGAGGACAGCGACAUGGAGCGAACGUGUGACUCGUUACUAAUGUGUAUCGUCACUGUCCUGAGUCAUGGCUUGAGGAGCGGUGGGGGUGUAGGCGAUGUUCUCCGCAAGCCUUCCAAAGAGGAGCCAUUGUUUGCAGCCAGAGUCAUUUACGACCUGCUGUUCUUCUUCAUGGUCAUCAUCAUUGUUCUCAACCUCAUUUUUGGUGUCAUCAUUGACACCUUUGCCGACCUGAGAAGCGAAAAACAGAAGAAAGAAGAAGUCCUGAAGACCACCUGCUUCAUCUGUGGCCUGGAGAGGGACAAGUUUGACAACAAGACCGUGACUUUUGAGGGGCACAUAAAAGAGGAGCACAACAUGUGGCAUUACCUCUUCUUCAUCGUCUUGGUGAAAGUGAAAGAUUCCACCGAGUACACGGGCCCGGAGAGCUACGUGGCUGAGAUGAUCAAGGAGCAUAACCUGGAUUGGUUUCCAAGGAUGCGCGCCAUGUCUCUGGUGAGCAGCGACGCGGAGGGCGAGCAGAACGAAAUCAGGAGUCUGCAGGAGAAGUUGGAGUCGACCAUGAGGCUGGUGGCCAACCUGUCGGGACAACUGACCGAGCUCAAGGAGCAGAUGACAGAGCAAAGGAAGCAGAAGCAGAGAAUCGGACUUCUGGGUCACCCUCCUCACAUGAACGUCAAUCCUCAGCAGCCUGCCUGAGUGUCUUCUGGGGGUCUAAGAUCCUUUGGUCAAAGAGCCAAUGUCGAUGUCCAGCGUGGGUUUGGAAUGAUCAAGUCCAAUGAGUAACACGUUGUCUGAGUUACUCAUUGGUGGACGUGUGUGUCUCUGUGUAGUGUGGACGUGUGUGUAGUGUGGACGUGUGUGUAGUGUCCACCAAGUUCCUGGACCUGGGAAGCCAGCCAUGUUGGCUUUAGGAGAUUGAAAAAAAAACACUGAUUUCAGCCUUUUGGCGUUGUAACACGCUGACCACAUGCCAAAGUUCCGCCGAUUGUUGCCAAGGACAUUUCCUUCCACGUAACCUUGUAUCGGCGUUUGGAUUCCAAGGUUUGUUUCAAUUUCACUUGCGCACACCUUCUCUUCAUUUGCAGCAAUACUUCACAAGAUGCAAUAUCUGCAUAGGGGGAAGCUAUUUGGGGGUUUGGUGUUUACUUUUUAUAUUUGAUAUUGUCAUUUAUAACCAAGAAAAAAACUCAGCAUAUUUUCACAAUGGCUGGAAUAAAAGUAGAGGUCAUGUGACUGCC
Molecule: messenger RNA, 9296 nt
Organism: Nerophis lumbriciformis (worm pipefish)
Lineage: Eukaryota; Metazoa; Chordata; Actinopteri; Syngnathiformes; Syngnathidae
Product: inositol 1,4,5-trisphosphate-gated calcium channel ITPR1
Biological process (GO): calcium ion transmembrane transport
Cellular component (GO): endoplasmic reticulum; membrane
Molecular function (GO): inositol 1,4,5 trisphosphate binding; inositol 1,4,5-trisphosphate-gated calcium channel activity
Source: RefSeq, a predicted model, not a curated record